Molecule: messenger RNA, 2145 nt
Organism: Macrosiphum euphorbiae (potato aphid)
Lineage: Eukaryota; Metazoa; Arthropoda; Insecta; Hemiptera; Aphididae
Source: the annotation of a GenBank genome assembly
AUGCACCCGCACGCGCUGCGACUCGCCCAUCUGCCGGUGGCGCUGUCGCUGGUCGUACUGAUGAUGGCGGGUUGCUCGUCUCUCAAGUGCGACGGCGGCGGUGAUGUCAACUUUGAACUGCUCACCGGGUACGCAGCCAGUCCGGCGGCCAAACACGCGAUGCGCGAGCAGUUGGCCCUGUUCACUUUGCCGCAGUGCAUAGACGCCUGCAAGUUGGACGACCAAUGUGCCGCCAUCACGUACGAGACGGGCGCCUGCGUGUCGUACGCCGCGGUGCCGCAGAAGAACUCCAACGCAGAUUUCCCAUUGAAACGAUCGCAUUACCCAACCCACACUGCAACGGUUGCUCGGAAAAUAUGUGUCCGGACACCGAAGUCGUGUAAUCAACGGUCGUGGAGUUUCGAUACAAUUCACGGGGAACUGAAAGUUACAUCCAAACAACAUUUCAAAGCUAUUUCCCGGUCUGGUUGUAUGGACAAGUGUUUGAACGAGAAGAGCUUCCAAUGCAGGUCCGUCAACUUCAACAAGGAGACGGGUGACUGUUACAUGAACGACGUGGACCGGUUCACCGUGUCCGGGCGCCCACCGAUCAGCAAUCGAUCGGCAGACGUCGUGGACUACAUGGAGUCGAACUGCGUGGUCGAGCAACCAAAAAUGUGUGACUUUGUGGAAGUCGGAGGCAAGCUCCUGAGGACUGUGGACGCCAUCUACGAGAACGUGGUCACCGCAGACCGGUGCAAGGAGAUAUGCCUGGCGUCCAAGGAGUUCCAGUGCCGUUCAUUCGACUACAACGAGACGGGUGUGAACGUGUGCCGCGUCUCUCACCACAGCACGUCCAGCCUGUCACAGCAGCAGCUGGAUCAUCGCCCUUACCUGACGGUAGCCGGCGCCACCACUUACCAGAUGUCGUCGUGCUUCAGCGUGAAGAUCGACUGCCGCGGCGCGGACAUGGUCGCGUCCGUGCAUACUAACCGGCUGUUCGAUGGCAAGGUAUAUGCUAAGAAUCGACCGAGUUCUUGCGUUAAUGACGUGAAGAGCACCCUGGACUUCGACCUCCGGUUGGACUACCACAGCCCAAACUGCGACGUCCGGCAGGAUCAACCAGGAAAGUUUUUCACCGAAAUUAUUAUACAGCACCACGACCAGAUCGUCACGGGCCAGGACAUCGGACUUUCGGUGCGGUGUUCGUAUGACCUUCAGAACCGGAGCGUGGGCCAGGGCAUCGAGUUGGCGAUGGCUCCGGCUACGGAACCCGACGGGGCCGAGUUGGACUCACCCGACAAAAACGGAGGCGGUGGAGGUGGAAUCGGAGGCAAUGGUGUGGAAGAGACGGCGUUCGUAAUUUCACCCACGGUGAUGAUGAGGAUCACAAACAGGGCGGGCGGUGACAUACACGCCGCGCAGGUGGGUGACCCACUUAGUCUCCGGUUCCAUAUACUCGACGACCGUUCGCCGUACGAGAUAUUCGUCCGGGAACUGAUUGCUCUGGACGGUGUGGACACCAGCGAGAUACUGCUCAUCGACGGCGACGGUUGUCCCACGGACCCAGCCAUCAUGGGACCGAUAUCGGCCGUGGAUACGGGGGGCGGAGGCACUGUCAAGAUACUGGAGGCGCCAUUUGACGCUUUCAAGUUCCCCACGUCUGAUAUUGUCCAGUUCAAGGCACUGGUCACGCCCUGUUUGCCAAAGUGCGAGCCCAUCAACUGCAACGUGGUCGGCCACAACGGAGCGGUCCGUCGGGCCGACUCCUUCGGAAGGCGGCGCCGCAGACGUAGCGUUGGCGGUGGCAACCAAACCGACGAAGUGGUAUUCCAGGAGAUCCGCAUAGAGGACAAGUUCAAAUUCGAAGCCCAACGGGGCGAGCCUGGCCACGAGAUCAACUUCUCCGGCAGCAGCGGCACCUCCACCUCCACCAGCACAACAGGCGACCAGAACACCUUAUACUGGAACACGUACGCGUUCGCCCUGAUGCUGGUCGCGUUCGUCGUGCUCCAGCUGUUUGUCAUAUUCGCGUGCUGGCUGUGCGCCACGUACAGCAGGUCGCGGGGCAACCGCGAGGCCGCCUCUAUAUAUGAAUCGGCCGUCAGCGAGUACGCCUCCACCGUCCGGACACCGAUAUCCUGGGACAACAGUUAUUAUAAAUGA